CCUGUCUCUGAAUUAGCCACAUAUUACAGAGUAGUAGGCAUUAGCUUUGUUUUAGCUCGCCAAAGUUAGAUAAUAAUGAAUGAAAAAAGUAAAUCAAACUCCUUAGUUAUAGACGGCGAUGCAAAUCAAUCACCUGCCCCAUUUACCAGAGAAAUACCUCGAGUAUUAGAUCCACCGAGCAGUAAAUCUGCUCCCAUUCAUUGGGACCAUUGUGAAUUUUCUGAAUGUCACUUGGUUGAUGGAGGUGAGGAAAAAUAUCUUGAUGAACACAUACAGUAUCGUACUGCCAGUCCUGAAGAUGACAAGAAAUGUCAUGUUGAAUUUGGAAUUGUGAACGUUUGUCAACAAUUUAUAGACGAAGAUAAAGAAGAACAUAUAAUUAAGGUUGAAGAAAGUAACUCAAAUUCUUCAGUUAUAGAAGGCGAUAUAAAUCAACCACUUGCCUCUUUUAAUGGGGAAAUGCCUGGAAUGUUAGAUCUGACAAGCAUUAAAUCUGAACCGGUUCACUGGGAGCAAUAUGAAUUUCCUGAGUGUCAUUUUGUUGGUACAAGUGAAGAAAAAUAUUUUGAUAAGAUAAUACAGCAUGUUUAUAAUGAUCAUACGUACUGUCGCAAAUAUGACGAAAAAUUGCAUGUUGAAUUAAGAAGGAACAAUUCUGAGCAAUUUAUAGAAGGAGUUCAUGAUAGAGAAGAAUAUAUAAUUGAGAAUGAAGAAAGUUACUCAAAUUCUUCAGCUAUUGAAAUGAAUGCAAGUCUAUCACCUACCUGUUUCACCAAAGAAAUUCCAUCCAACAGUAAAUCACUUCUUUCAAAUGCCAACCUUGAACAGCAUAUCGACUUGGUCCAUUUGAAAGUCAAGGAAUACAAGUGUCAUCUAUGUGAAUAUGUUACAACUAGAAAGGUGUGCCUUGAAAGACAUGUCGAGAGUGUUCAUUUGGAUAUUAAGAACCACACCCACCCGAAAUCUGUUCAUUUUAGUGUCAAGGAAUACAAGUGUAAGCAAUGUGAAUAUUCUUCAAGUAGAAAAGGGGACCUUCAAAAGCAUUUUGACUCUAUCCAUUUGAGUACCAAAAAACUAAAAUGUCAUUUAUGCGAGUAUGUUACAAAUAGAAAAGACACCCUUCGAAACCAUGUCGACGUAAUACAUCUAAAUAUCAAGAAACACCAAUGUCGCUUCUGUGAUUAUUCUGCUUAUAUGAAGAAGUAUCUUCAGAUACAUUUAAAAUCUGUUCAUUUGAAUAUCAACGAUUACAAGUGCCACUCGUGCGAGUACGUUACGAACUUAAAAAAAUCCCUUCAAAGGCAUAUUGCCUCUGCUCAUUUGAAUUUCAAGGGACACAAAUGUAACUUAUGUGAAUGUGUUACAAAUACAAAAGUCAACAUGAAACUUCAUGUUAACAGUGUUCAUUCUAGAAUUAAGAAUCACAAGUGCCAUUUGUGUGAAUAUACUUCGUCUGCAAAAAAAUAUCUUGAAAAACAUUUAAAAUCUGUUCAUUUGAAUAUUAACGAUCACAAGUGCCACUUAUGCGAGUUUGUUACAAAAAGAAAAUACUGCCUUCAACAGCAUGUCGAAUCUGUCCAUUUAAAUAUCAAGAAACACAAAUGUGAUUUCUGCGAGUAUGUUACAAAUAGAAAAGACACCCUUCGAAAGCAUGUGGACUCUAUUCAUUUAGGCAUUAGGGAACAGAAAUGCCAUUUAUGCGAUUAUGUUGCAAAUAGAAAAUCCACCCUUCGAAAGCAUGUUGACUCUAUUCAUAUAAAUAUCAAGAGACACAAAUGUCACUUCUGUGAUUAUGCCGCAAAUGAGGAAAAAUAUCUUAAAUUGCAUUUAGAUUCUGUUCAUUUGAAUAUUAAGGAUUACAAGUGUCAGCUAUGCGGGUAUGUUUCAAGUAGGAAAGGGGACCUUCAGAAGCAUGUCGACUCGGUUCAUUUGGACUUGAAGGAACACAAAUGUCAUUUAUGCGAAUAUGAUACAAAUAGAAAAGACAGCCUUCGCAAUCAUAUUAACUCUUUUCAUUUGAAUAUCAAGAAACUCUUGAGUUAGGCUUGAAAUUGACUUUAAAUAAUGACAGGCAUAUUCAUAGCUUAGGUUAAGAUGUUAGACAUCUUAGCUUAUGUACAUAAUUAUUAUUGUUAUAAUAUGUAUUCAUGUAAUUCAUAUUUUUAAGUUUAUUGGUUGUACCUUUCAUUUGAAUUGAUAGGGGAAUGGAAUCAUACAGUGUAAAAUUCAGUAUGUACAUAUAAGAAAUAUAUACCCCUAUCAAUUAUUUGACGAAAUUUUGUAUUUGUCUCUGACAGUAAUUGCUUUCAAUAAAGUUUGCCGUACUUGUACAUCAUGA
This is a messenger RNA of Coccinella septempunctata (seven-spotted ladybird), 2338 nucleotides long. RefSeq names its product zinc finger Y-chromosomal protein 1-like. The record is from RefSeq and is a predicted model, not a curated record. NCBI's taxonomy places the organism in Eukaryota, Metazoa, Arthropoda, Insecta, Coleoptera, Coccinellidae. Bases 76 to 2043 code for a protein of 655 amino acids. Gene Ontology annotation, biological process: regulation of transcription by RNA polymerase II. The transcript is spliced from 2 exons. Gene Ontology annotation, molecular function: DNA-binding transcription factor activity, RNA polymerase II-specific; RNA polymerase II transcription regulatory region sequence-specific DNA binding. Gene Ontology annotation, cellular component: nucleus.